AUGCAAAUACGAGUCACCAGAACAGAACUAAGGUGUACUUGUGUAUAUGCCUAUCACUAUUUAUUGUUUUGUUCUGUUCCUGCUAGACCGGAACCGAAUUGGAGUGCGCGCUGUUUUGGGGACUGUGGCUGCAUUGCUCUCGAGCUGACAGUUGACUUCACACUGGUUCAAUGGUACGGUGCUACACUAUUGUGUUCGAAAGUGGGCCUGAAACACAUCGAGGGUUCGAGCUGCAACAGGUCGGUUGUCGCUCCCGGUGAAUCUGGAAAACGAAAACCUAAUCAGUUUUUCGCGAUCCCUAUUCACUUGAAUAAUCGACGCCAGCGGGUGGCCAUUGGCUCAUUAGAUGUUACAAACCUGAAAGCAUCAUGUCCACCAAUUACCACAAUCCCCACUAAUCGAUUUAACAUUGACCUUCAAACGGACAUAUUCUUUGAUAACUUCUUCUGGUUCAAUGAAACCGAAACUUUCUCCAAUCCGAGGAUUAUCUGCCGGGCAAGCUACAAGCAGUGGAACGAAGGUGAGUUCGAAAACUUCACAAUUGAAAAAGUAGGUCUGUGCAACCAAAGAAGCGCUAUGAAAACACCCAACGCAUCGCAAAGCAACACAAGGACUCUUGAGUAUUCUCCUUUGCCGUGUUGGGUCCGAAGACGACACCGAACGCACAAGGUAGCUUAAUCUAACAGAGGAGACAACUCUGUCCUCCGUGGUGCGGUGACGAUGCCAACUGCCGGAAGAAGAGCUUGUUUGUGCUCGUUCUAGUAUUAAAUUGGAUGCGUCCUUCCACGAUAUCCUCUUGCCAUUCGCCACCCAAUUUGGUGAAAACAGUAGCUAACCUGUUGCUAAACCUGAUGGUUUCCGCAGUGUAGCGAAAUAAAGAAAAAAGCUUUACGAUGGGUGAUGAAGAACAAAAACAAAAUCCCAACAACCGCUGCUACUGGUCCCGUCCUCUUUACGGAUAAAGAACGGUGCACACCCUGGGCAGAUACAAAUCCAAUGAAGCGAUGUAUCAACGUCAUCCUCGUUGUUGCCUUCAUCGAAUGUUCAAAUUUAAGGGAUGCUGGAAAAUUGAGCAGCGUACUUGAAAGGGAUUAGAAGCAGAGGGAUGCUAAUAGUUUGUAUGUAAAAUGUAACCUGAACAAUAAAAACUGUAUUUUUGUCGAAUAACACUAAAUUUUCUAUGACAUUGUCUAGUAUAGUCAUUCUAGUGGAAUCUAAUGGAAAUAAAUGCAACAUCCAUAUCAUGUUGUAAUAUUA
Molecule: messenger RNA, 1257 nt
Organism: Armigeres subalbatus
Lineage: Eukaryota; Metazoa; Arthropoda; Insecta; Diptera; Culicidae
Exons: 6
Coding region: 1-678 (225 amino acids)
Source: RefSeq, a predicted model, not a curated record